UGAUGUUGACACUGAACAUUAACUGAAAAAAAUCUUUGUAUAUUCCUCAAUAUUCUUAUCGCACUCUAAAAUUAUCAGUGCCUUUCAAAUAUUCGGUCCCGUUUUUUGUGGUCGGCCCAGAUAUUUUGUUCAUGGUCAAAUGUUUUGAGGUGAAUUCCAAGUAGAGAGAAUGGCAUUCGAAAUGUAUCCGUACUGCACUAUGGCUGCAUUCCUAUUACUUACAUACAUAUUGAUCCACAGCUAAGUAAUGCAGCUGGAAUGCACAUCAAAUAUGCCGUCGGAAUAUUUUGAUUGUGGCUCGAAUCUGGGUCGAAUGCAGUCUCAGCGUCCCGGGAGGCCCUCGAAUGAGUCAGAACACUAGCGAAUUGAAUAUAAAUGCGGUCAGCUGCCGCUGGAACGUCAGUCAGAAUUGAGGAAUUGCAUGGUCUCCUAACAGCACGUUAUGCUGCCAAGGAAGAAGGUGAAGGCCAGGGUGAAGAUCGAAAACUCCUCAACAUGCAGUGACAUUGGAUGGGGAAGAGGUGCUGCAGCCCAAUUAGCCCCUGAAGAGCCAGCUUCUAUUGUUGAUGGGGCCCCAGGACCUUCAGUGUCUGAAGCUGAAUCAAUAGCUUCCCAGAUGUGCACAAUGGCCGCGAUCCAUCUGCAAGCUGCACAAUCAUCCUCUGACAGUGAUAAUGAGCGUCCUCCCAGUGAGGCUACUCAAUCCCACAAGAAGCGAAGGAGGGAGAUGGUGACGGCUGACUUCACCGAGCGGCAGGAGCAGGAGAUGGUUGACUGGCUCCAGGCCCCCGAGCAAGAUUGCCUCCUCAACAAGAAGCACCCUAAUUACAUCAAGAAAGGCCUAAAGGACGCGCUGUGGGAGCAGAAGGCCAGGGAGAUGGACAAGACCAGUGACCAGCUGAAGAAGUGGUACGUGAACAUGAGAUCAAGGUUUGGCAAGUUGAAGCAGGUUUUCCCAGGUUCGGGCAGCAAUGAACUGACUGCAAGAGACUGCUGGAUCUUACGCCACUUUGAAUUUCUCAGGCCCCAUCUCAUAGUCCAGGUCAAAAAGAGGAUGUCUAUGAAGGCUAAGGUCCGCGCCCGGGCAGCUCAGGCUGAAGCACCACGAGUUCCCCAGUGUGAAUUUGAGUCUGUUGGCACUGAUCAUCAUCCCCUUGCAGCCGCUCAGCUUGAUGCAUACACUCCCUUGGUAUCCAUGCCCGGGGCUUCUAAUCACAUUGAGGCUACUAGGGGAAAUAUUGCUGAAAUGCAAAGACAGAUUCUGAACGAGCAGAACAAGCUCUCCAGGGUUGAGAAGUCACCAAUGCAUCGACAGAAGGACAUCUUUGCUGAUUUCAUGAAGGAGGUCACCUACACAUUCCCUCCCACCAUGUGGCUGAGGUUCCAAAGUGAAGUGAAUAGCCUACUGCAGAAGUACCAGUUAGAGCUCCACCAGCAGACCCCUAUGCAGACUCAACAACUGCAUCAAGAUGAUGACACUUCUCGUCCAAUUGUGUGCAUGUAUUCUCCCACACCUAUUAAGCAGAAUGAGAUGUCAGAAUAGGGUACAGGGAGUCAGUAGUAGUUACAUUUGUCUGGUAUUGUGACUGGGGCGAGAUGUGGUUUUGACUUUUUUAUAUUUCUUUUUCUUUUUAUAUCCGAACAUUUCAAUGAAUUC
This is a messenger RNA of Lingula anatina, 1657 nucleotides long. RefSeq lists its product as uncharacterized. The record is from RefSeq and is a predicted model, not a curated record. Lineage: Eukaryota; Metazoa; Brachiopoda; Lingulata; Lingulida; Lingulidae.